Messenger RNA from Closterium sp. Naga37s-1, 1122 nucleotides. NCBI's taxonomy places the organism in Eukaryota, Viridiplantae, Streptophyta, Zygnematophyceae, Desmidiales, Closteriaceae. The record is from the annotation of a GenBank genome assembly.
AUGGUGAUUGCUGGAGCUCCCGAGCCGUCGCCAGAGCGCGUUGCCGCCUGGUCGGCAGUGGUCGCCAAGCCUCAGUCUAAGCCCGGAAAGGCGACCACGGCGACGAAGCCCCCGGUGCCUCCGGCUCCGAAGCCCUCGACAACAUCCGCUGAAAAGCCUCCUCGCCCCGAACCCGCGGCUCCCCUUGCCGCAGCUGCCGCUCAGUCUGCGGCCCCUGCUGCUGCUGAGCGGUCCGCCCCGUCUGCACCAACUGCUCCCCAGGCUCCACUUGAAGCCCCGACAAAGACUGACGCCGCACUCCCGGCUCCCGCUCCCGUUGGGCCACCAGCUGCUGGCCACGAGCCGCAGACUUCUGCGCCUCCCUCGUCCCCGCAGCCGGCGUCCGCCACCACUGGCGGCCCGGCACAGUUGAUUGUGCCCCCUGCAGUGGACCCGGCUGCCCCUGUUGCGCCGCCCGUGGCUCAGCAGGCGCAGCUGGCGUCGCAGUCUCGUCCUCCCUCGCCGGACCGUCGCCUAUCUCGCCCCCAUUCUCCAGCGCCCCAACAGGAUCGGGCGUCCUCCCGGCGCCGGCGCAAUUCUCCCCGGCGCAAUCAUCAGUCGGGGUCGCGGUUGCAUCUGCCGCCCGUCCCACUUGUGGCAGGAGUAGAAUUUGUGGCUGUGGGAGGCAGAGCGGUGACGGCGGGUGGCCCGGCUCCUCUUGCCGUUGAGGAGCCAUUCCAGUUCCUUGCUCAGGCGCUGCAACCCCCUCGGGCCCGUGUUCCGGAGGCGACCCUCGGCCAGCUCUUCCGUCUCGCGGAGAGCUUUCACGCACUGCUUCUGAUACAGGUUCUUGCACAUUCGUCUCUCCCUGCGGCCCCCCCUGAGUUGUUCCUGGAUCGACAUCGCGAUUCUUGCCUGGACGCAGCCGAUCAGCUUGCAGGGCUGCUGGCGCCCGUGCUGGCUGCGCCCGCCGAGGGAGGCGUUGCGGCGGCGGGGCCGCUUGAUGAGGCUGUGCGCGGCUUGCGGCGCCAUUUGCGUGCUGGUUCUGGAGCCGCCGCGAUCGGCGCAAGCACGCUUGUGGUCCGGGAGCUGUGGCGCUCCCUGACGGGCGUUCUUCACGCCCUCGGAGCUCACCGCAUGUAG